Messenger RNA from Lampris incognitus (smalleye Pacific opah), 1275 nucleotides. It is a transcript of the gene nanog, whose product is annotated as nanog homeobox. Bases 1 to 1275 code for a protein of 424 amino acids. Gene Ontology annotation, biological process: regulation of transcription by RNA polymerase II. The transcript has 4 exons. The record is from RefSeq and is a predicted model, not a curated record. Gene Ontology annotation, molecular function: DNA-binding transcription factor activity, RNA polymerase II-specific; RNA polymerase II cis-regulatory region sequence-specific DNA binding. NCBI's taxonomy places the organism in Eukaryota, Metazoa, Chordata, Actinopteri, Lampriformes, Lampridae.
AUGGCCGAUUGGAAGACGCCGUUGAACUACAACUGCAACCAACCCUACCACGCUUUUACCUACGGGGUCAUGUACCAACUCGGGCCCCAACAAAACCAUGCCAAUCAGUCCGGCUGGUCGGACCCUGGAGCCGCCGACAUGGGAGGCUACAACCCGGGAGUCACACCGGCCAACUACAACACCGCCGCCCGGGGUAGAGAGGAGAAGACGUCGCUGCCGGCGCUACCGCCGCCGCCGCCGCCACCUGGUGCGGAUAGCAGCGGCCAUUACCCGGGCCCGGGGAUGUUACACCUGGAGGGAGGGCAGCCCUGCGGCAUCUAUCUGCCCCGACAGUACCGGGCUCCAUACGACACGCAGGGGAACGACAUGAAGCAUGCCAGGGGCGACGUUCCGGUCCAUGUCUCAGUGGCGCACACUUCCCCGGAUUCAUGGAGUUCCGCAAGCAGCCGAGAGGGGAGUCUCCCUCAAGUGGACCCUGACAAAAAUGUCUCCAGCACUGUCAUUGAGGGGCCUCAAAACUUCACUACUGGAAUUAAGCGUGAGACCACCACCCCUGUACCGGGGCCAUCGGCUACCCCAAAGACACCUAGCACAGCUGUGAAUGCUGUGAAUACCCCCAAAGCAAAGGCCCGAAUUGCCUUCUCAGAGAUUCAGAUGAAUGCCCUGGUACAGCGUUUCAGUGUGCAGAGGUACCUAACCCCAUCUGAGAUGAAACACCUGGCUGCGAUGACGGGGCUGACCUACAAACAGGUGAAGACGUGGUUUCAAAAUCGCAGAAUGAAGCUUAGGCGGUAUCAGAAGGAUAGCCACAGGGUUGAUUGCUACAGCAUCAAUAAGAACAGCCCGCCUUGUAAUGCUGCCCUCUUCACCAACAUACCCGCCCACAUCCAACUAUAUCAGGGAGAGGCCCGCUCACAGUACCAGGAGCCAUACAACCAGCAAAUGAGAGAUGUGGCAGCCUUCAAGACCUCCUCCCAGAACCUGACCUACUAUCUGGCUGCUAUGGGUGCACCUGGAUCUGCUAGCUACCAGUCCUGGCCCUCCACCCCUGUACCGUCCACUUCGGCCGUUAGGCCUCAGGCAACCAACUGGCCCAUGACCUCAGCCAUCAACCACUACGAAUACAACCCUGCAGCCUAUAGUGCAACCACCGUUACCAUUGUGGAGAGUACCAGUAUGAAUGAAACCAACUUGGCAAGCAAAGAUGAGGACCCGGGACAUGUCCGCAGCUCCCUGCAAAUGGCCAUUGCGCAGAAUCAGAAUGCCUCUCAGUAG